AUGCAUGGCGUCGCUUACAUUGACCAUCGACUCAAACUAUCUUCAUCAUCAAGCUUGACGGAGAAUUUGGCCUCUGUUGGCGAUCUCAUCAGUUGUUCGAAAGUUUUGACUGAACAAACAGCCAUGACGUGUGCAGGUGACAAGACAGUAGAGGCCCGCAAGGGCCGCAAAAAAAAGUCUCGCUUUGGUCGACAAGAGGCUUCAGCUCCACAAUUAGGAGAAGUAGAAACCAAGCCUUGUAUGAAAACGGGCAGCAGCAAUCAACCCAACACCGCACUCAGGCCUGGCAGAAUGGACGAGGGUGCUUUCUCAUACCUGCUGACUAUGGCUCCGGAGGAACGGGGGGCCAUCUACCUCGAUCGCUUAGGACAAUGUAGAAAUGAUGUAAUUGAUUUGAAGAAGGCUGUAGCUCAACCGGAUAGCAAACAUAUGCAAUCGAUAAAUUUAUUGGUGGGUAAACUUGUAUAUCGUUCUUUGCCAAUAUUUCGCUUAAUAAAGAAAUAA
This is a messenger RNA of Protopolystoma xenopodis, 504 nucleotides long. The record is from the annotation of a GenBank genome assembly. NCBI's taxonomy places the organism in Eukaryota, Metazoa, Platyhelminthes, Monogenea, Polystomatidea, Polystomatidae.